Molecule: messenger RNA, 564 nt
Organism: Fraxinus pennsylvanica
Lineage: Eukaryota; Viridiplantae; Streptophyta; Magnoliopsida; Lamiales; Oleaceae
Source: the annotation of a GenBank genome assembly
AUGGCACAGAAUCGACGAAGUUCUAUGGGUCCUUUUCCAGUUCCUAGACCGACAAACCCUGGGGACGGGAAUCAAGUUGAUUUGGGUAGAAAGCAAGUGGAUGCUAAUGCGAAGACUCGUCAUGUACGUUGGAGCGACGAAAUGGAUGGUUUAUUUAUCACUUCACUUGUUGAACAAGUGUUGGAUGGGCACAAACGAACUGACAAUGGCUUCACUGCAUUUCAAGUGUCUAAGGCAAUGGAAAGGGUUUCCAAUGGAUGCGGAGUUAUUGUCUCGGAUAAGAAUGUGAGGGCAAGGUUGAAGACUCUUAAAAAGGAGCACAAUGAAGUGCGACAGUUGCUCAAUAUGAGCGGCUUCGGGUUGGACCCAGAAACAGGAUGCAUUGUGGCUGAUCAAGUUGCGUGGGAUGAAUUUAUUAAGGUGAUUCUUGGGGCUGGAGGAAAUAAUACUGGAAGUGAAGGGUUAUUUGGUGGUGAUGCAUUAAAGGAGGAGUCUUGGGAUGUGGGGAAAUCACAGGGGAGGAAGAAGAAAGAUGGUGAUUCUGAGGAGGAAAUCGGGGCUUAG